Molecule: messenger RNA, 1764 nt
Organism: Varroa destructor (honeybee mite)
Lineage: Eukaryota; Metazoa; Arthropoda; Arachnida; Mesostigmata; Varroidae
Gene: ND-42
Product: NADH dehydrogenase (ubiquinone) subunit ND-42
Biological process (GO): mitochondrial electron transport, NADH to ubiquinone
Cellular component (GO): cytoplasm; respiratory chain complex I
Source: RefSeq, a predicted model, not a curated record
CUAGACAAAUCAAAACAAGAAAUACUGCAGAGAGCCGUAUGAUCUUUGAGUAGGACAUCGGUGUUUCGAGUGAGUGCAAACAGGAGAAAGACAUCACUAGCUAAACUCCAAGCAGCGAAUUGCAAGCCAUGGCGUUGUCGAUAUUACGGGUGGGCCUGCAGGGCAGGAUGACGUCUCAGUCCAUUCGGCUAUUACCUGCCAUCGUAAUGACUGAACGUCGUGCUGGAAUCACUCACAAAUCUCUACGGAAGCCUAAGGACAUCAAGCCAUUCCCAUAUGAGACAAAAAAGUACGGUGUCAUUCAGGGGUUCUUGGAUGAUACUGCUAAACGACUUGAUGAGAAUUCGCGCAUCAUAGUCGUUGAGGGUAGUAUUUGUUCGGGAAAAAGCACACUUGCUAAGACGAUCGCUGAAGAAUUCGAUUUUCUCCAUUUUCCAGAGGUGAACAUGGAUAUGCAAUUCAUUGAUGACACCGGCUUCGAUGUUCGAUCUCUUCAGCAUGUGUUUCCGGAUAUAUUAAGACCGUUUGACGAAAAAUUGUUCUACGAACGUCCUGAUUCUAAAAUGGUUGCCAAUUUUCGGAAUGAGUUGCUCUUCAUUCGUAUCGAGCAGUACUGUGACGCGAUGGCGCACCUGCUCAACACCGGCCAGGGCAUCGUACUGGAGCGGUCACCUUUCUCAGACUACGUCAUCGUAAAGGCGCUUUACAAAUGCGGAUAUAUAACCGAAAAUGAUGUUAAAGCUCAUGGCGACUGCUGCAUCCACGCGUUCCCCUAUAUUUAUAGGCCUCAUCUAGUCAUAUAUCUCGAUGUACCCGUUGACAUCCUUCAGAAGAGAAUCAAAGACCGUGGUAUUGAUUACGAGGUGAACUCGAAAAUUCGCUGGCUUGAUUAUCUUAAAGGCAUUAAGGAUCUAUACGAAGAAUAUUAUCUGCCCAGCAUUCGUGAGCAAUCUGAAGUGCUCAUCUACGACUGGAGCGAGUUUGGUGACUAUAAGGCAGUCAUCGAAGACAUUGAGCGUAUUGAUUUCGAAAAAGCGAUGAACGACAGUCACAGCUUAAAAUUUUCAGACUGGAAAGAAAAAAAUAGUCGAGAUUGGAUGGAGAUACGUUACUUGGUCACUACGGAUAAGCUGUCUGUCGUCAAUAAGGCUUACACAACACUUCGUUUCAAUACACCUGACCUCAUUGCAGACUCGGAAGAGAUCGAAGCAUUUAUUCUUGCGAAGAACAAGUAUUUUCCUACAUGGGCUCCAGGAUGGGACCCUAAAAAUGGUACUCGUUAUCUAUGGAAAAAUCAUAAGAUAAGCUAUCGGGAAGCUCUUAAGUAUGCAUAUCGUACACGAUAGAUUAUUAAUGAUCUUAACCACCCCAGCUAUGCGUGUUCGGUCUGGGAAGCAUACGACUGGGGAAAAUCACGCCGAAACGAAGAGAAAUAGGGUGAUAACGAUGCAGUAAAAGUUAUUCUCAUUCGGAAAUACGGACGGCGACAUGGCUGUAGCAUAGAAAAUAAAAACACACUAACCGGAGUAAAAAAGAAUUAUAUAUAGACACAGAAGCAAUGAUUAGGUGAAUGUCGCCGAUGAUGAUAAUGAUUGUGAUCGAUGGCGUACGAGGAACUGAAAAUUAGUGAACGAUGGGAAUAGUCGUAACUCACAAUUAAAUUCGACGAGCGCAAGGAAAAGAUAUUUAAAAAAUAACUGGCUGCGGUUUAUAGAUUUUGCUCUUAGUUAUGUAAAUAAAUAAAAAAAAACCGUUGAAGCACUG